Molecule: messenger RNA, 1503 nt
Organism: Miscanthus lutarioriparius
Lineage: Eukaryota; Viridiplantae; Streptophyta; Magnoliopsida; Poales; Poaceae
Source: the annotation of a GenBank genome assembly
AUGGUGGCAAGGUGCGCGCACGCCGACGCCGGUGGGUUCCGCAUCUGGCCGAUCUUCUCCGCCGCCGCGCUGCGGAGGAAGGUGCUCGAGGUUCUCACGUGCGGCGGCGGUGCCGGCGGCGGCGAUGGAGGAGGCGGUUCCUCCUGCCGUGGACGGACGGCGUACCGGUCGCCUCAGCGGAUGCCGAGGCCGAGGCCGCGGUCGGACAGGCUCGCGGAGCUGCUCAGGGCCGAGGAGCCGUCCGAGUGCAGCGACGAGGCUGAGGCCGAGGCGGCGGCGGACGCGGCGGCCAGGAAGGUGGAGGCGUUCGAGGAGCUGAAGGGCGUGGUCGGGGCGCUCCAGGACGGUGGCGAAGGCGGCGGCGAUUGCAUGUCCCGCGUCGAGGCGGCCAAGGCCGUGCGGAGGAAGGCCAAGGACGACGCCGGCGCCAGGGAGAUGGUCGCGAUGCUCGGCGCCAUCCCGCCGCUCGUCGCGAUGGUCGACGAGGGAGGCGACGCCGCGGAGGAUAUCACGACCGCUGCUCUGUACGCGCUGCUGAACUUGGGGAUCGGCAAUGACACAGCUAUUUGCAUGAUUGUUAGGAACAAGGCGGCGAUCGUGCAAGCCGGAGCCGUGCACAAGAUGCUCCGCAUUGCGGAGGGCGGCGGCGCGUCCGGCGCGCUAACGGAGGCCGUGGUCGCCAACUUCCUCUGCCUCAGCGCACUCGACGCCAACAAGCCCGUCAUCGGCGCGUCCGGCGCCGCGCCCUUCCUCGUGCGCGCAUUCCAGGCCGCCGCGUGCUGCUCCACCGAGCAGGCGCGCCACGACGCGCUGCGCGCGCUCCUGAACCUCUCCAUCGCGCCCGCCAACGCGCCGCACCUGCUGGCGGCCGGGCUCGCACCGGCGCUGGUGGCGGCCGUGGGGGACGCCGCCCCCGUGACGGACCGCGCGCUCGCCGUGCUCUGCAACCUCGUGGCGGACUGCCCCGAGGGCCGCCGCGCCGUGAGCCGCGCCCCCGACGCGGUGCCGUCCCUCGUCGACGUGCUCAACUGGGCCGACGAGCCCGGGUGCCAGGAGAAGGCAGCCUACGUGCUCAUGGUCCUGGCGCACCGGAGCUACGGUGACCGCGCGGCCAUGGUCGAGGCCGGCGCCUCGUCCGCGCUCCUGGAGCUCACGCUCGUGGGCACGGCACUCGCGCAGAAGCGCGCGUCCAGGAUCCUGGAGAUCCUCCGCGCCGACAAGGGCAAGCAGGUCGCGGACGACGCCUCAGGCGUCGUGGCGACGGUGUCGGCGCCGCAGGAGCGCAGGUGCCGCGGGGAGGAGGAGUCGGUGGACGGGGAGUUCGCCGACGCCGGCAUGAGCGCGGAGAAGCGCGCCGUGCGGCAGCUGGUUCAGCAGAGCCUGCAGAGCAACAUGCGCCGCCUCGUCCGGCGCGCGCGGCUUCCGCAGGACUUCGCUCCGGCAUCGACCGAGAGCCUCAAGGCGCUCACUGCCUCCUCCACCUCCAAGAGCCUGCCGUUCUAG